Molecule: messenger RNA, 2672 nt
Organism: Clupea harengus (Atlantic herring)
Lineage: Eukaryota; Metazoa; Chordata; Actinopteri; Clupeiformes; Clupeidae
Gene: ccn4a
Product: cellular communication network factor 4a
Biological process (GO): signal transduction; cell adhesion; positive regulation of cell differentiation
Cellular component (GO): extracellular matrix; extracellular region
Molecular function (GO): heparin binding; integrin binding
Source: RefSeq, a predicted model, not a curated record
ACAUAUGGUUAUUUAUUUUAGAAGGCCCAACGACUUUACUUCCUUUACUUCCAAAAGAAGGGCUUUACUUCAACAAAGUCCAUGUAGCCAAUAAGAUACCUAACCUUGGCGUAUGCCUAACCCCUGAAAAAGUCUUGCAUGCAGGUAUAAUGCUUUGUAAAGGAACACACUUAUUCUAGGAUUAAAUAUUAUUCCUUGUAGUAUAUAGUAGUUAUUUUAUCAUCAGAAAUACGUUCUCCUUCACAGUGGAGUCAACAGACAAAGCACUUUUCCUUUUUGUUUUGCCAUGAUGCUCAUCUCACGGAAGGAGCUCAGUUUGGAUACCCAAUACCGUUUAACCGUCUCACACGAUGUCAGAAGCUGAGUGAGACCGUCUAUGGGGCAGAGCGCCGAGGAAAUAUUAUCCCAUAGCAGGGGGAAAAAAGCGGGGCUUGUCCUUAACCCUGACGUCACAGAGACUUUAAUAACACAGCCUUUGCUCAAAAGACGCGCUUUAGGAAAAUGUCAGUUUGCACAAUGAAAGAGUCCUGUGAAGAGAGGGAGCAUUUGUUUUUCAAGGAGAUGUAAUUCCGGAUUCAAUGACUUUGAUACUGGGAUCCAGUGAUGAGUUGGCUCCUGGCGUGGAUUCUACUUGUAGCGGGAAUUCAUGAGGCCUUCUCACAAAAUUCCAACGCUACGAUGCCCACCCCAGAGCCCACUGCCCUGGAGCCGUACAACCGUAAACCGUAUUGCAAGUGGCCAUGCGAUUGUCCCAAGACGGCCCCGACGUGCGCUCUCGGGGUGAGCCUACUCACGGACGGCUGCGACUGCUGCAAGACCUGCGCUAAGCAGUUGCGUGAGGAGUGCAACGAGAAAGACCCCUGCGACCACCACAGGGGACUGUACUGUGACUACAGCGCAGACAAGCCUAGGUACGAAAAGGGAGUGUGUGCAUAUCUAGUUGGCACUGGUUGUGAGUACAACGGUGUAAUUUACCGCAAUGGCCAGAGCUUUCAACCCAACUGCAAAUACCAGUGCCUCUGCGUGAAUGGCGCCAUCGGCUGCCUGGGUCUGUGCAAUGAGUCCCUGCCACCCAGGGUGUGGUGCCAGACCCCGCGCCGGGUCAAGAUCCCUGGGCAGUGCUGCGAGACGUGGAUCUGCGAUGAGCCCAGGAGGGGGCGCAAGACAGCCCCCAGGCACGCCAUGCAGGCGCCCCCCUAUCAGAACGACGGCUGGCACAAGAACUGUCUGACUCAGACGACCUCCUGGAGCCCCUGCUCUAGGACCUGCGGCCGAGGCAUGUCCACACGCGUCACCAACGCCAACAAGCGCUGCGAGAUGGUCAAGGAGAGUCGACUCUGUAACAUCAGGCCCUGCGAUGUGGACAUCACCAAACACUUCAGGCCAGGGAAGAAGUGCCUGAACAUCUACCGGGAGCCUCGGCCAUCCAACUUCACCAUCUCUGGUUGUACCAGCAAGAAAGCUUACUGGCCCAAGUACUGCGGGGUCUGCACGGAUGACCGCUGCUGCAUCCCCUACAAGUCCAAGACGGUGGAGGUGGAGUUUGCGUGCCCCAAUGGAGCCUCCUUCACCUGGCAGGUCCUGUGGAUCAACGCGUGCUUCUGUAACCUCAGCUGCAGGAACCCUAAUGACUUCUUUGCUGAGUUGGAGCAGUACUUUGAGUAUUCGGAGAUUAUGAACUGACAGAGGAGGUGGCAGAAGGAGUAUUCACACACUAAGCCUUUUUACACGCCAGCUGUCGGCCAACUCAAGUGCAUUUAUACCCACACCAUAGGGACAUGGAUCCCUGUUCCCUUUAGGAGGCUUAUGUGGAAAAGAUAGAGCCAUGUCCACUUGUUAUAUUUUUUUUGUGUUCAUUUUUCAUAUAUAAUUUUCAUAUUCAAUGUAUAAAUAUAUGAAUGCUAUGUAAAUGUUUAUGUGGGUAAAUGACACUAAUGACACAAGACAAGAUCAUUAAGUUAGUCCAGAUAGCCCACUUAAGGUCUUUAGAUGCUCAAUCCCCAUACAACAAAGUAUAUACUCCCCACCUUGUACAGCUCAUGUAAGUAUUGCAGUUGUAAAAAUGAAAGUGCAUCAUCUUGACUUUUUAAUAUAGUCACUCGAGCUCUAAUUUAUUACUGUGUAUAUUUACAUACUAUAUAGAAAUAUAGUAAAGUGACAUAAGGUGCCAGACAAAGUGCCAGUGUAAUGUAUGUAACUUUUUUUUAUGUAAAGGAAGAUUCAUAGUUAAAUGUUCGGUCUCCUUUACUUUCACCCCAUGCAGCUGUGUGCUUUUAAGUGUUUAUAGUAGGGAGCCAUAGUGCUGCGGCAGUGGCGCCGCUCCAUACCACACACGCGUCCAGUGCCCACGAGGACCCAGGUCCGAUUCCGGCCUGAGGUCAUUCCUUGAGCCCUCUCCACAUCAACCCCACUCAGUUCCUGUUGUAUUUUCACUGUGCUAUCGGAUAAAGGCUAGAAAAGUCAAAACAUAAAACUACAUUUCUUUUUAUUAAUCUCUAUGUACCAACUCUCCUACCUCCAUAUUUUGAAGGUGAUUUAAAGGUUGCUUAAAGGUACUCAUCUAUAUGAAUAUGAAGAAAACACUCCAUACCGCAAGUGUAGUUACAUAUUUUUUUUUAUUUUUUUAAUAAAUACAAACUGUUAAACCAUUAAAAUACAUACAAUUUUCUGCA